CAGGCUGGUCGCGGUGACAUAAGUAAGCCUCAAACUCACAAUGUCCCAUGUUUUCUCUUUUUUGUUUCUGGCCAGUAGCACAUUGUGUCUCGGUCCCGUCGGCAUGAGAAUCGUUACUCCGAUAGGUCCGGCACUUUAGUGCAUUGUUAAAUAAUCCGAACGUCCUGCCUGCCAACGAUUUUUUGUUAUAUUUUUUCCUGAAUAAUGGUCAUCAGGUAGCCAACCACCAUUGGUCUAUUCGCAGAAGACGAUGAUGAGGAUUCGACGUUCGUGCCCGGCCCACAGCCAGCAACGAACAUGGACGAGGCGCGCGCGCGCGCAACCCCACGCGGCGCCGAAAGCACCAAGGGCUAUCAUGAUAAUGAUGCUUCUGGCCUCAUUCCUGAUGACGAUGAAGAUGAAGAUCCUACGUACCUCCCCGACCCACGGCCAGCAACGGACACGGAUGAGGACGAGGACCAGGGCAUGGACGAGGACAUGGACGAGGACGAUGACAAGGGCAAGUCCAAGGAUAUGGACGAGAACCAGGAUAUGGAGGAAGUCAAAGACAAGAAUGAGGACCAGGAUGAGGCCCAGGUAGUGGCCAAGAACAGCAGUAGGGCUUCCGGCGAACACAGUGUCUCUGUUGAAAAAUCUCCUAAAAAAAGAAAGCCAUCCCUAAAGCGGAACGUUUGUCCCUAUUGCGAUACCCUGCACACAACAUUUGCGUGCCAUCUUUUCCGGAAGCAUAAACAAGAACCCGACGUACUUGACGCGCUCGCCUUUCCAAAAGGAUCAAGGGAGAGGAGAAUUACUCUGGAAGGCACCAUUCAUAACGGCAAUUUCAAACAUAACUCUGCUGUUUUCCGAGAUGGGCGAGGAACGAUCGUCCCCAAGAGGCGUCCACCCCCAAAAUAUGAAUGUCAACGUGAAAGAUAUGCUGCCAUGUGGGAAAUAUCACGGUUUCUUUUCUCGAUGCAGCCUCUUUCGGCAUCGGUGCCACGCCCAUGGGAAAACUGCCUCUGGGGGCCGAGUCCAGUCCCAGGGAAGGUCCUUGCUGCCGUGCCACAGAGAUGCCGCGGCUGGCUUAGAAAACCUGAUGGCGAAGAUGCGAGACGAUAGUAUUUCGUCCACUUGCAGGCAGGAUGCCCUUAUGAUGGAGUUCGGGGCCCGUCUCUACACAAGACUGGGCCACGAGCGCUAUCAACAAGCACACAUCAGAGAACAAAUGCGGCAGCUGGGACGACUGCUGCUGGAGCUGAAUGCACCAAGCCCAGGAUCAGCUCUAGAGAUGUUUAUUCACCCCGCAAAGUUCAUGGAGGUGGCAGGCGCGGUCAAGAACCUGGCCGGUGUGAAGGAGGGCAAAUAUCAUAACCCAUCGCUUGCUCUCAGGCUUGGUUAUGCCCUCAGUGAAUGCGCGGGCGUACUGAAAACGCGCGGGAUCACCUACGAAGACGCCACCCUGAGGACGGCUGCGGACGAUUUCCUCCUGCUCUACCAACGAGAUUGGAAGCUACACGUGUCUUCUCGUGCGCUUACCACUCUCCAAGAAAGGAAGUGGAAUAAGCCCGUCGACCUUCCCCUCAAUGCGGAUGUUCAGAGUGUAACGAAGGAGGUGCAGGAUGAGUUGGUACAGGCUCAGCGGCUGUUGGAAGAGGAACGCUCUAUCAAGAACUAUGUUAAAUUGUCGGGGGCUGCGUUGGCAUCCAUCAUUUUGUUUAACCGGCGAAGGCCGGGAGAAGCGUCAAGGCUUACGGUCAGAUCAUACACUGAAAGGGACCAAACUCUCAAUGAAGAUGUCCUGCAGCACCUGUCUCCCUUAGAGCGAGAGCUAUGCCAUUCGCUGGGACAUGUAGUGGUUCGGGGCAAAAAAGGAGGCGAUGUGCCCAUCAUGCUGACAGCCACAAUGCGAGGGGCGCUUGAUCAGCUGAUCGCAGCGAGGAAAGACGUUGGGAUCCCUCUCGACUGUCCACACAUUUUCGUCAACAGCACAGCCCCAGAUGCGAGCACGCUCAUAGGCAGCGACUGCGUGCGGACAUUCGCGCGAAGGGCACGUGUCAACAACAUCACAGCCACGAAGUACAGAAAGCAUGUGGCCACUAUGCUGCAGGUGCUGCAACUGAGCGAGACCGAAAUGGAUAUCGUGGCCGCUUUAUGGGCCAUGACAUACGGGUCCACAGGCAGUUCUAUAGACUUCCCGAAAAGACGGUGCAUGCUGCCAAAGUGAGUAAAAUACUACUCGCGAUGGACAAAGGGAUCGGCGGAUUCGCAGCAGUGACGAUGUCGUCGAAGGUGGUCCCGCUCCCAGUGUCGACAUGAAGGACUGCGCCAGCAGUAUUGCCCCUGACGACAUGGGGGUGGAGAUGGAGGUGAAGAACGCUAAAGAGAUGGCUUCCGAUCCCCAAGCUGAAGCAGAAAACAGACCACCCAGGGGGCCAAGGAUUAGUGAAAGAAGGCCCAAAGCCAAAAGGAAGGUCGUGCUGUGGACUGAAAGAAAAAAGGAGGCCAUACAGAGGCGCAUGAAGCCAUUUAUUGGUUCUCUGAAGUGCCCAGGAAUGGCAGACUGCCUAGCGGCACUGAAGGAGGAGUCUGCACUGUCCCGGCGUUCCUGGAAGGAUGUUAAGUUCUGUGCCUACAAUAUGAUCCAGAAGCACAAGCGUGCCAUGGAAAUGUAGUUUCAGCUGAAAGCUUGGAGUGCUCCAUAUCUAGAUCCCCUGCUGCGUUGUGUGCAAUCGCUGCCUUGCGGUGGCAAUGUUCUUUUAUCUGCAAGCUCGAGAGGCUCCGGACGUUAGAUCCUCUGUUGUGUUAUGUUGCAAACCCUACUUUGCGGUGUGGUUGUUUGACCCGUUUGCAAACAAACUAAGGAAUAUUUUGCAAAAGAGUGUUUGUGGUGGACCGUUAUCGGAACUGAUGGAUUUGCUGGGUCGUCCUGCCCUCCCCAUAUGGAAAUAACACAAAAAACAAAAAUGAAUAGCAGAAAGCCCCCGUCGGGAGACCUCAACAUUGCCUUACAGAGUGCAGUGAAUGACCUAUGUCAAGAAGUUUGAAACCGAUUUUGUGACCCGCAUAGCUGACUGCCCUGACCUGCCCCAGAUCGUCGUCGAUCUGGACUCGUCGAUCAUCGUCGAUCAGGACUAUCGAUUGAUCGUGGUUGUCGUCAUCGUCUUCAUUGGGGCUUUACGACGCACUCACCUGCUGAGGUCAUAUGGCGUCGCCUGACACUCUAACCAAAGCAGUAAUUUGCUAUUGUGAUUGCUCUUCAUCUAUGCCGUGGGCUGGUCAGACAGGUACCGGCCAGGUACCGAAGACAGGGGUAAUGAAAAUACAUCAGCGGAAGAACUCGGAUUGUUGGAAAAUGCAAGGAGGUUCAGAUUUUUGUACUGUUCUCAUUUUACGCAUUAUUCAUGCUUUGAAGUCAACCACCUAAAUGUGAUGUAAUACCACAUAGUUUCGCAACUUUUAAUUCGCACACAAUGUUAUGCGUCCUGUCUUGACGAAGUUUUGGCGUCAACUUGUUGGAAAAAAUUUCGAACACAGACGAAGAGACAUAAUUUUGGACUGUAAUGACAACCAAGAACAAGGCAUAACAUGUAGCAUAAGAGUAGGCAUAAGAAGUGAAAAUCAUCUCUUGCAAACCGAAAAGUUGCGUGUAGCUCUUGCCAUGCGUCAAAUAUAACAUAAUAUAGUACAAUAUAAUACAAAUAUAGCAACAUAAUAGGAGCAUCACAUAACAUAUUACAAUAAAAUGCAAAUAUAGCAUUAUAUAAUGCAAUAUAGUGUGUAUAUAACAAUGAAAUACAAUAUAAUACAAAUAUGAAAUAAUAUAACACAUCAACAUAAAUAUCACGGCUCCUUCCAACACAAAGGAUGUGCAGGCAAACCAUCGGCAACCAAGUUCCAUUUCUCUAUCAGUUGGUUCGCCAACGUGACUGAACCGACGUUAUCACCCAAAUUCCCUUUCUUUCCAUGUCAUCAAUGAAGGCAGUUUAGAUACACCUUACAAUGCGGAGACCGGUCCCUAGCUUGAUAAGUGUAAGGCAUAUGACGCACCUUUGACGUCAUGUUAGCUGGUCCCCGCUUCGCAGCAUCCUACGGAUAUUGAUCCCUUAUUGCUAGACCUACGAAAUGCUUACCAUCGCACUCUUCGGGUGUUCAGCAGCACUAAGAUGUUAAUUUCGUAACGCUAGCUCAUGUUUAAGGUGUGUAAGUGGUCCCCACUCGGUAGUAGUCCAGCGCGGUCCCCACUUGGGAGGGCUUACAAACAGGUGUGUGUGUGUGUGUGUGUGUG
Messenger RNA from Pollicipes pollicipes, 4267 nucleotides. RefSeq lists its product as uncharacterized. Bases 851 to 2206 code for a protein of 451 amino acids. The transcript has 2 exons. The record is from RefSeq and is a predicted model, not a curated record. Lineage: Eukaryota; Metazoa; Arthropoda; Thecostraca; Pollicipedomorpha; Pollicipedidae.